CCCUCGGCAGGCAGGGGGAGGGGCGCUGUGCCAAGAGGACGGUGCCAGGCACACAGGGCGCUCCUGGAUGUGCAGAGUUCUCCUCACAAGCUUCCCAGGAAUCCCAUCUACCCUGAGGUUGAUGAGUUUGCCUUGGGAGUCCUCGAGCAGGUGAAACCAGAGGCCGCCAUGGGUCAGAAGGUCACUGGAGGGAUCAAGACUGUGGACAUGCGGGACCCCACCUACCAGCCCCUGAAGCAAGAGCUCCAGGGCCUGGAUUACUGCAAGCCCACACGGCUGGACCUGCUGCUGGACAUGCCGCCGGUGUCCUACGACAUCCAGCUGUUGCACUCUUGGAACAACAAUGACCGCUCGCUCAACGUUUUCGUCAAGGAGGACGACAAGCUGAUCUUUCACCGGCAUCCGGUGGCUCAGAGCACAGACGCCAUCCGGGGCAAAGUCGGGUACACAAGGGGGCUGCACGUGUGGCAGAUCACGUGGGCCAUGCGACAGCGGGGCACACACGCCGUGGUGGGCGUGGCCACGGCAGACGCCCCACUGCACUCUGUUGGGUACACGACCCUCGUGGGGAAUAACCACGAGUCCUGGGGCUGGGACUUGGGACGCAACCGGCUGUACCACGACGGCAAGAACCAGCCGAGCAAAACAUACCCGGCCUUUCUGGAGCCAGAUGAGACAUUCAUCGUCCCCGACUCUUUCCUCGUGGCCUUGGACAUGGAUGACGGGACCCUGAGCUUCAUUGUGAACGGACAGUAUAUGGGAGUGGCUUUUCGGGGACUCAAGGGCAAAAAACUGUAUCCUGUAGUGAGUGCCGUCUGGGGCCACUGUGAGAUCCGCAUGCGCUACUUGAAUGGACUUGAUCCCGAGCCCCUGCCACUCAUGGAU
Molecule: messenger RNA, 885 nt
Organism: Fukomys damarensis (Damara mole-rat)
Lineage: Eukaryota; Metazoa; Chordata; Mammalia; Rodentia; Bathyergidae
Gene: Spsb1
Product: splA/ryanodine receptor domain and SOCS box containing 1
Exons: 3
Biological process (GO): proteasome-mediated ubiquitin-dependent protein catabolic process
Cellular component (GO): SCF ubiquitin ligase complex
Molecular function (GO): protein binding
Source: RefSeq, a predicted model, not a curated record